Cooperia oncophora is the source of this 654-nucleotide messenger RNA. The record is from the annotation of a GenBank genome assembly. NCBI's taxonomy places the organism in Eukaryota, Metazoa, Nematoda, Chromadorea, Rhabditida, Trichostrongylidae.
AUGUCCGCACUUUGUCGCCCGAUCAACUUAACAGAGGUAAAUCCGCCAGUCUUAGUCACAGGACAGUCUCCAGAAAAACCCUGUUUAUCCUUGCAUGAAAAGAGCCCGUCAAUUGAUGCAACCCCGCGACCUGCCGUUGUAUCGAGUGGUCUUCAAGAAAAGAAGACGGCAUUCACUUUAACACCGGAUCAGGUAGCUGCCAGUGAUUACCACACUCUAAAAGGUUUACCCUGGGAAGACCAGAAACUACUAGUUUCUCUGAUGCCAUGGGACAGAGCAGCAUCUCUCGCACUUCAUUUGAAAUCACAUGCAGAUGAAAGUGGCUCUGAAAACCUGUUGAUUUUGUGCAAUCUUAGAUUAGAGAAGCUGGGUGUUGGGCCGUUGCCAGAUGGCUGGAAGACGUCGGAUAGGAUACCGACACUGUCUGGAUAUUCUCCUACCAGUUUUCCGCCGUUUUCAUCUUUCGAUAUGGUCGAAGUUCCAUUUUUUCCCAAGUCGUUGGCUGAUGUAAAAACUAUGGCAGAAAAAUUAACCGCUCUCAAAACUUCGUCGAAUAUUCCUGAAGGACCAUCACGACUACUUCUUCGUUUCGAUCCGCGGUAUGUUACCAUCGACCAUAGCUUAUACAAAGUGGCGAAAAUUACAGGUGCAUAA